This is a messenger RNA of Gambusia affinis (western mosquitofish), 4452 nucleotides long. Its product is annotated as sodium- and chloride-dependent GABA transporter 2-like. The record is from RefSeq and is a predicted model, not a curated record. The transcript is spliced from 16 exons. Gene Ontology annotation, biological process: sodium ion transmembrane transport. Lineage: Eukaryota; Metazoa; Chordata; Actinopteri; Cyprinodontiformes; Poeciliidae. Gene Ontology annotation, cellular component: membrane. The coding region runs from base 399 to 2255 and encodes 618 amino acids.
GUCCAAGCCUGGUCAGUGCUGAUAAAAGAGUUCCUGCUCUUUAUCCAGAGAGAUGUCAGCGCACCCUAAAAACAUUUGUGCAGAACCCCUGGGAGAACAAGCCUGUCAAAAGGUUACGCAAUCAGCCCAGCACACAGAGGCGGCACAGACCUCCAGUGUGCUGUAGGGGAUGAGUGCAUGUGCGUGUGUGUGUGUGUGUUUGAGUGUGAAUGGAUAGAGGGGGCGUUUCUUCAGCGAGAGGCAAAGCAGAGGGAAAAUCUCAAUGUAAGCUGCGCCAGAGUUUUCAGUUUCCUCUAUCUCCGCCCCUCAACGCAUGUUAUAUAGUGAAACCUGAAACGGUGGCUGGUCCGCAUACGACAGCCCCGCUCUCUCCUUGAAGGCUGCCGUCUGUCAACAUUAUGAAAGGUGAAAAACGAGAUGCAGAAAACACGUCCAAGGCGGAGCCGUCCAACGGUCAUGGCAGGCCGCUGGACAUCGUCCCCAGCACGGAGGAGAAGAUGAUGGACAGGGGCCAGUGGGGCAACAAGAUCGAGUUUGUCCUGUCUGUCGCCGGGGAAAUUAUCGGCCUGGGCAACGUCUGGCGUUUCCCCUACCUUUGUUACAAGAACGGAGGAGGGGCUUUUUUUAUUCCAUACCUCAUCUUCCUGUUUGCCUGUGGCAUCCCUGUGUUCCUCCUGGAGACUUCUUUGGGACAGUACACCAGUGAGGGCGGCAUCACUUGCUGGCGGAAAAUUUGCCCAUUGUUUGAAGGAGUGGGUUAUGCCACCCAGGUGAUUGUCGCUCUCCUGAACAUCUACUACAUUGUUGUGCUGGCGUGGGCUAUAUUCUUUCUCUUCAACUCCUUCACCUGGGAUCUUCCCUGGGCAUCUUGCAACAACACAUGGAACACAGAUUCCUGUGUGGCAUUUCAGAGGGGAAACGGCUCCGUCAAUCACCAUGAGAACGCCACCUCUCCCGUCAUUGAGUUUUGGGAGCGUAGAGUCCUGAGAAUUUCCUCUGGCAUUGACCACAUUGGCACGUUAAACUGGGAUCUGGUCGCCUGCUUGGCCGUCGCGUGGGUCAUCUGCUACUUCUGCAUCUGGAAGGGAGUCAAAUCAACUGGGAAGGUGGUUUACUUCACGGCUACUUUCCCGUACAUCAUGCUGUUGGUCCUACUGAUCAGAGGAGUCACUUUGCCCGGAGCCUUGAGGGGAAUCCACUUCUACCUUUACCCCGAUUUGGGACGACUGUCUGACCCCCAGGUCUGGAUGGAUGCUGGAACGCAGAUCUUUUUCUCAUAUGCCAUCUGCCUGGGCUGCCUUACAGCCUUAGGAAGCUACAACAAAUACAACAACAACUGCUACAGGGACUGCGUGUGUCUCUGUUUCCUGAACAGCGGCACAAGUUUUCUCGCCGGCUUUGCCAUCUUCUCCAUUUUGGGUUUCAUGUCCUUUGAGCAAAACGUGCCGAUCUCAGAAGUGGCCGAAUCUGGUCCCGGUUUGGCCUUCAUAGCAUACCCUCGCGCUGUCACCAUGAUGCCCGUUUCCCCUCUCUGGGCCUGCUGCUUCUUCGUAAUGAUUGUGUUCCUGGGACUGGACAGUCAGUUCGUGUGCGUGGAGAGCUUGGUGACAGCCAUGGUGGACAUGUAUCCCGCCGUCUUCCGCCGCAAAAACCGCAGGGAGCUCUUCAUCCUGGGAGUGGCUGUGGUGUCCUUCCUUUUGGGACUCAUCAUGCUGACAGAGGGAGGCAUGUACGUCUUCCAGCUGUUUGACUACUAUGCAGCCAGCGGGAUGUGCCUUCUUUUCGUGGCUAUUUUUGAGACUGUUUGCAUUGCCUGGGUCUAUGGUGCUGAUCGUUACUAUGACAACAUAGAGGAUAUGAUCGGGUACCGUCCCGGCCCCGUCAUUAAAUUCUGCUGGCUCUUCUUAACCCCAGCAACGUGCUUCGGAACCUUUGCCUUUGCCUUGAUCAAGUACUCACCUCUGAAGUACAACAAUGAAUACGUGUACCCAGUAUGGGGGGAGGGGAUUGGCUGGGUUCUGGCUCUGUCCUCCAUGCUCUGCAUCCCUCUGUGGGCGGCAGGGAAACUCUACUACACUCCAGGAACGCUUAAAGAACGCCUCAUUCUUCUCACCACCCCUUCCACUGACUUACCAACGACGAAGCAGCAACAAGGGAGGCUGAUGGGCGUCCCGCCUGGAGACAAACCCCAGCAGAAAGCUCCUCCCACCAGAGACGGCUACUUCCCUGUAGACGAAAAAGAGUCUCCCUGCUAGAGACUUGAGAGCCGAACUCUCUCUCUCUCUUUCUCUCUCUCUCUCUCUCUCUCUCUCUCUCACUUUCUCUCUCAACCCCUUACGUCAGGUGAAGACUUUCAGAGCCACCACACCUGUAACUGCACCUCUUGCUGCCGGAUCUUCCUCCCUCGUCCCGGUGCCUUGAACAAAACAUUCUCCACCUUCUUUUGGAGAGCGUGUCAACAUCUCAUUUGCCCAUGGCAGAGUAAUGUGUACAUUUGAAAAUGUGACCUCUAUAGGUUCUCAGUGGCAAAGAAAUUUGCUUUCUAAGGAAGCCUUUUCACCUGUUAUGGACAUCUGUAAUGUUCAGUUAGUUUGACGCGACGUUUCGGUAACUUUCGUUAAUUUUUAACGGCCUGGCCUGCAGCAGACGGAGCGCGAGAAGUGUCCCGACACCGACUGCAGCGUUCAUGAAAAGCUAACUUGAAUAAUAUUGUUGACUUUUUAAUUGCAUUUUUUAAUUAUUAUUAUUAAUGCAGCGUAUGUUUUGGAUACAGUUCUGCAGGGAUGACUUUUGUCAUCCCUAUGGGUUCGCACACUAUCUUGAAAAAGUUUGAAAAGUCUGGAAAGCUGGAAUUAUGGGGAAAAAGACAAUUCUUUGUCUGAAUAUAUGGUUUAAGUUUCCAGACUUUAUUUCUUACCGUACCUUUUUCUAUUAAACAAAUGGAAAUUUCUACAAGCAGUAUGAUUGUUACGCUCUUUUAUAUUUGAAUAAUACACGUUAUGUUUUAUCUGUGAUUUUCCACGUUGGAUUUUAAAUUCAAGAUGUUCGCCAUCACCGACUUGUUGAGAAAAAAAAACAAAACAUUUCACUGCUUCUUCACUGAAGGCCAAAAGUGUCACGUUAAAUGCCACAGUAAGUCUUUAGCAAAUAUUAAUGGUUGUGAGCAUUUAAAUAAAUGACAAUAAAGGACAAUGCAAAAUAAAUAAAUACAUUUCAGCAAUAGUUAAAUGUUUCUGGAUUACAGGAAUUUUCUUUCCUUAUUCAAUAGUAUUAAACUUGUUUUAUCUGUCAGCCUGAUCAAUCAUUAGGAAUUUCAAAUAUGAUGAAAGAAAAUAUGAAAAAAAUUAUAAAUUACAAGAUCCAUGUUGUUUUAGAAAUUCUAUUUUUACAAUUUUAUUUACACAACGACAUGAAUAGCCACGUCUAUGUCCGCUCAUCUUUGCAGACGAGUUCUUCCCAUUCAAGUCGGUUUUGAUGUCCAGCAUUAAAGAAUCGGAGUAGAAUAGAUCCUGAUUCACAAAUAAGUGUUGAGUUUGAAGUGAAACCGAAGUCCAGUAGUGGUAAAAAAAAAAGAAAAAAAGAAAAGAAAUAAAAACACCAAUGGACCAGCCCUUCAAAGAGUCAAGACAAAAAAUUGAGAGCCAACAUUAGUGUUGUAGUUUUUUCAUGCUUUGUGGAAAAACCCCCACCUGGUCUCUUCAAGUGUUUUUGACAUGAUUGUAUUGCACUCCAACGUCUAAUUGUAAACAUUUGAGCCUACAAAGUGGAAACCUGUGUAGGAACCUUUUAUUUCAACACCCUCAAUAUCACACUUUCUCUUCUUUUGCUUUUUUUUUUUUUUUUUACCGAAGUAUACUAAUAAGUGCUGCUUGAGAGAACUUGAGGUGAGGAAUGUAGCUCAAAGGACCAAUCAGAUAAGCUGUUUUGUGUUUUUUAUCCCGUUGUAAUACUUUGGGAAAUUACAAUUUAAUUUUUCACCUGCUUUACUGAACUUUGCAGAGUUGCAUGGUUAUUUUGUUUGUCUUUUUUUUUUCUUAUCAUUUCCCUUUACUUUUGAUAUUGACACAGUUUUAGUUUAGCUGGGGGUGUCUUGUAUCUAAUAUAAAGGUUUUUUUUUAUGCCAGUAAAAUGCAAAGGUUCUUAAACACGGAGUUGAUCUGGGAAAGCUGGUUGAUAUGUUUCUUUUUUUAAAAAGCCUUAUUUGACUUCUUUUCUGGUGCACACGAGAAACCUCAGACUUGGUUCGGCACAUGUGGGAGUGAAUGUACAAUAACCGAUUACUAUACAGAACAAUUUAUACAACUUUUCUAUUGUGAAAUAUGUUUUUAUGACUGAUUAAUGUCACCUUAAUUUUAAAACAAUGCUUUCAGUUGGUGGGAUGUUAUUCAUUUUAUCUUACCUGAUUUCAUAUAACUGUCUUGGUAUAAAAAAAUAAUAAAACAAUCUGUUGUA